Molecule: messenger RNA, 3269 nt
Organism: Topomyia yanbarensis
Lineage: Eukaryota; Metazoa; Arthropoda; Insecta; Diptera; Culicidae
Gene: mfrn
Product: mitoferrin
Exons: 3
Coding region: 600-1751 (383 amino acids)
Biological process (GO): iron import into the mitochondrion
Cellular component (GO): mitochondrial membrane
Molecular function (GO): ferrous iron transmembrane transporter activity
Source: RefSeq, a predicted model, not a curated record
CUGCUGACUGCCAUUCGCUCUGUAGAACGGAGAGUUUGUGGUGUGCAUUCCGCUCAAAAUAAAAGUUAAAACGCGAAAUUUCGUCGUCGCGGACCUAUCGUGUGUGUAAAUAUAUACGUUUCGAACGAGUGUCCAUUACGUGAUAAGCGAGAGGAAGAAAAAGUGACUGCCUUUCGGAAAAGGUAUCGUGUGUUCGGAGAACGGAACUACCCCGUGACGGCCCGUAUUCCAGGUUGCCGCUGAUAAACGAGGAAAGAUCUCCCCCAUAACAAUCGGUGGCUGAGCGCAGAUUGUUCACGACAUAACGACGAAGAUCGGUGCAAGUUGGUGAAUCCCCGGUUGCACAUUGUUGCCCUCAACCUAGGGCGGGGGCCGCGAUUCUGAAGCGCUUAUUCGCAAGUAGUGUUCGCUUCGUAGCAUUGUUUUGAUUUCUCCCCGAUCUCUCGGAAAUGCUUACAAUCUAGUACGGCAACACAAACUGUACUCGUGCUGACUCUCCGGAAAGAAUCGCCCUCUCUAACAGUUCCAAGUAAGUAUCGCUCCGAACACACAACGAGCGAACCGACCUCUGCGCGUGACCGCAGGAGUGAUUGUAUGUCAUGAAUCCUGACGAAUAUGAGCAACUGCCGACGACGAGCGUAGCUACGAACAUGACGGCCGGUGCGAUCGCCGGCGUCAUGGAGCACUGCGUAAUGUAUCCGCUGGACUCAGUGAAGACACGGAUGCAAUCGCUGACGCACAUGCAUGCGCACGACACAAUCGUUUCGACGAUGCGGGACAUGGUGCGGGCGGAAGGUUUGCUACGACCGUUCCGGGGUGUGAUGGCUGUUGUUGCCGGGGCGGGCCCCGCACACGCCUUGUACUUCGGAGCGUACGAGUACUCGAAGGAAGCGAUCGGACGCUUCUCGGACCGGCACCAGGUUAACUACAUGGUUUCGGCAGCGUUGGCUACUCUGGUUCAUGAUGCCAUCUCCAAUCCGGCCGAUGUGGUGAAGCAGAGGCUACAAAUGUACAACUCGCCCUACAGAUCGAUCCUGCAUUGUGCGCGAGUUGUCUAUCAGACCGAAGGCCUUAGGGCAUUCUAUCGAUCUUACUCGACGCAGCUUGUGAUGAAUAUCCCCUAUUCGGCUAUCCAGUUUCCUACGUACGAAUUUCUCCAGAAACGGCUCAACAAAGACAAUAACUACAAUCCGCCUGUACAUAUGGUGGCGGGUGGUGCCGCGGGUGCAGCUGCCUCAGCCCUUACCACACCUCUUGAUGUUUGCAAAACACUGCUUAAUACACAAGAGGAUGGUGCUGGUCAAACCAGGGGUCUCAUACAGGCGGCCAAGAAAAUCUAUCGUACAGCAGGUCCGCUGGGAUUCUUCAAAGGAUUACAAGCAAGAGUCCUCUAUCAGAUGCCUGCCACAGCCAUCUGCUGGUCCACCUACGAAUUCUUCAAGUACAUCCUAACAGAAGGUACCCGUAUCCCAUCGAGGACUAGCAGUUCAUCGGAAAUCGUUUCCGGUACAGACGACAAGAAGCUACCCGAUUUGCGAUACGUGUUACCUGUCAGUUCCGCAUCGGCGGAAGCGUCGCCUAACAGUCUAAUUGUUCGAAGCGGAUCGACUUCUGGUGGAGAGCGCGACUGCGGUCGUCGAGAACUACCGGCAAUGUCCGGUGCUGGAAUCUACGGGGCAAUGAGCUACAAUACGAUGCACUCGAAUGAUGCAAACCACAUCACUGACCAUCAACUGCGGCGUUCCAAAUGAAUGGUAUUGCUACUAGAAACGUUGGUUUUGCACACAAACACACAAACUUAAGCAUUGCCCGUUCAUGAGUUUUUAUUAAUCUUCUGCCACUUUGAUUUACUGAAUUGGUCCCACUAACUGGUCAUUCAUUUAUCACACGUGUUAUUUUGUACCCACCGCUUGUGCGAGCUCCCAAAUUCCCAGUUAAUUGUUAGAGAAAUGAGAACACAUUCGUCAGGGGCGAAAAUGAACAUUUUAUUCAAAACUUUCAUCGAUUUAGCGAGGGAUUCGCUUCGUUUGAUCAUGUGAUUCAAAUCAAUCGUUUUGAUUGUAACUUAUAAGCAAAUUCGUACGUAUUAAUUUAUGUUGGCCCUAUCGUAUGUUCCUUCAUUAUUUUACCAAUUUUCUAUUCAUUUGCUACUUUGUGGCUAGUUGUGACUGCGUCAGCCUUUGGGUUGAACCUUUAGUGGAAUGACGCUACCAAACGGGCUCUCAUGUAAAAUCGUUGUUAUUUAGUCGUGUAAAUAGGAGAUGCCCUACAGUGUGUUGUUGGCUGAAGUGUUGGCCCGGCGAUUUUCACGUUGAAGACUCGGUCACGAAUCUGUUCUUCGUCCCAUCCAUAUCAAAUGAGCAACAAUCAAGAAGCUUAUUCUACGGAAAGUAGAGAUUGCUCGAGCUUUCGAAAUCGCCGGAUCGUUUCCAUUAGUUGCCUAGUCGUCUCGUGACAAACUUUGUUGUGCUGUUCGAUGAGAGUAGGAGCGCUGAUUGAAGUCAAUUAGUACGAUAAAUUUCUAUUCGAUGAUUCAAUAAACCAUUGUUUAUACCUAGUGAAAGUUUUCGGCCCAGCAAUAUUAUAACGGGUUGGUUUGAAACGAUUUACAGGAUACAGGAUAGGUAACUAGUUUUAGUAUCGAUUAAUCGAAGAAUCGAAUUUUCUGAAAAUAAAAGAACUUCUCUUGUUGAACGAUUGUUGCCAUUGAAAUCCCUCCUUCCAAAUCGAAAAAUACCCCGCGAAUUCAAUGAAAACUAACAUUCAUGUUCGCUCGCAUCACCAUCGCUCCCAGCUUCAGCAAUAUAAGAAUCGAAAAUAGCAACCGAUACAUAGUAGCAGUAGAAACAAGUAUAAUUUUGGGAAAUGUUACAAAUACAACACAAUUAGACACGAAUUAGAAUACUUCUAGGACACCCUUACUUUGUUGCAAUCGGUACUAAGUAUCGUCUCAUGGUAAGAUGCCAUAGGAAUGCUUGAUACCAAAGGAUCAAGACGUUGACUGUGUUCCAUAGGAACUUAACAGAGGAAAGGAGAACGCAACUAAUUGAAAUUGACAAUGACUUAACGGCUUUUGUUGCAAAAGAAGGAUACAAACCAGCAAAAUUGAUAUAAGUGAACUUUUAUGCAAAACGAUGCAUCAUCCGCCGGAAGGUGGAUCGUAAGGAAGUGUACAGUUGAGUAGUGCGAUGGAAAGCAAAAUUUCAAAUUAAGAAACAACUAUAAUAAAUACCUGUAUAUUAAAGAAAAGUUGAAGUUUCAAGUAUAAA